CUACCGGUUUCUUGCUGAGAAAGAGCUACCAAAACAUGAUGUAACUCCAUGCUGCUUAAAGUUGUUGUACUACGAAGAAUAACAUAUUUUCGAAGGCGGUGUCUAUCGCCACAUCUUGAGGUCUAACCUCGGUUCGUCCGAAACAUCGAUAUUUUAACAGUCAAGAUGCCUGUUCUAUGCAGCAACUGCACUCAGAAACGUGCUGUACUGAAGCGUCCAAAAACCGGCCAUUCACUAUGCAAGGAGUGCUUCUUUUGGGCCUUUGAGGAGGAGGUACAUCAAACCAUCUUGUCAGCAAAGCUCUUCAAACCUGGAGAGAUUGUAGGAAUCGCUGCCUCAGGAGGAAAAGAUUCCACUGUACUUGCGCAUGUCAUGAAGCUCCUAAAUGAGCGUUACACAUAUGGCCUUGAACUCAUGCUUAUCUCUGUGGACGAGGGCAUCACUGGCUACAGAGAUGACUCCUUGGAGACAGUGAAGAGGAAUCAGGAACAGUAUGAGCUGCCGUUGAAGAUUGUGUCAUAUGAGGAGCUGUAUGGCUGGACUAUGGAUGCUAUAGUGAAGCAGGUGGGACUGAAAAAUAACUGUACCUUCUGUGGAGUUUUCAGAAGACAGGCAUUGGACCGAGGAGCCAUCAUGCUCAAAGUGGAUAAGAUAUGUACAGGUCACAAUGCUGACGAUGUGGCAGAAACAGUUUUGAUGAAUGUCUUGCGAGGGGACAUAGCUCGUCUGCGUCGCUGCACCGCCAUCUCUACAGCCAGUGAGGGUGAAGGGGUUGUCCCGCGCUGCAAGCCCCUUAAAUAUGCUUAUGAAAAAGAGAUUGUCUUGUAUGCCUAUUUUAAGAAGUUAGACUACUUUUCUACUGAAUGCAUUUACUCUCCCAAUGCUUAUCGUGGCUAUGCGAGGACCUUUCUGAAGGACCUGGAGAGUAUAAGGCCUAGCUCCAUAAUGGAUAUCAUCCACUCUGGUGAGAACCUCUCUGUGCGUGAAGGAGUGAAGAUGCCUGUUCAGGGAACCUGCAACCGCUGUGGCUACAUAUCCAGCCAAGCCCUCUGCAAGUCGUGUGUGCUGCUGGAGGGACUGAAUCGAGGUCUGCCAAAGCUGGGUAUAGGCAAGCACCACCGCCUUCAUGAUAAAAUCCUCUCUCAGCAGCCCCUUACUGAGAAGGAGGAGAGAAAGCUGAAAUCAGCUGACUUUUGAUGAUGGUUGUCACACAAAACAAUCAAGAAAUAGAAUGAAAUUUUAGUGUAAACUAAAUUUGUUUUCUAUCAGAGUACAUUUAUUUUUACUAUUUGCCAUGUGUAUAUCUUUUCUUUAGGAAAAAAAGAUACAUUUUACAGUCAGCAUGGAUUAAAAUACUUUUUAUGUUGACAAAAGGUACAUUUCAAUGUGUUUUUAUUAAAUAUAAUAAAUAUACUAUUCUGAGUAUUGGUUCUCAUAGAUUCAAUGUGAUUGUGUUAAAGUUGCUGGAAAUAUCAGAAAAGGAUUAUCUAUCAUGAAUAUCGCAUAACUAAGACUGCGCGUCAUUAUCAUUGGUACUAUCAAUUUUUUAUCAAAUGUGUGUUUUUAUUUUGUCCGUUGUCAAAAAUAAAAGUCAUUUUACAUA
Melanotaenia boesemani (Boeseman's rainbowfish) is the source of this 1603-nucleotide messenger RNA. RefSeq names its product cytosolic thiouridylase subunit 1 homolog (S. pombe) (gene ctu1). Gene Ontology annotation, molecular function: tRNA binding. The coding region runs from base 166 to 1197 and encodes 343 amino acids. Gene Ontology annotation, biological process: tRNA wobble position uridine thiolation. Gene Ontology annotation, cellular component: mitochondrion; cytosolic tRNA wobble base thiouridylase complex. The transcript has 3 exons. NCBI's taxonomy places the organism in Eukaryota, Metazoa, Chordata, Actinopteri, Atheriniformes, Melanotaeniidae. The record is from RefSeq and is a predicted model, not a curated record.